ACUAUGUUACAUUUUAUAGCAAAACAUUUUAUUGAUUCAGUGAUUUUAUGGUUUACGUUAUUUCGAUUUAAUAUGCAAAGUCGUAAACAUAAUUCAAAAACAACCAGAAAAAGAAAUUGAGUAUCACAGUAUCUCGGAACUAUUUCUAGUUCAGGAUAAACUGUUCCUUGUUGAUGAUCGCAGUGGUUUGUGACUCAGACCCGGCCACUCGCAAUGACACAGACGGGGAAGCGUUCUUUAGGGAUAUUGCUAAUGGGAAAAGCCUUGACUAUAAUAAUGAUGUCAGUGGCUGUGCACUCCAGAAUUGCUGACAUGCAAUGGCAAAGAUGGGAUUGGUCUGAGCCGAACAUGGAAAACUUCUUCCGAAGGAAUCCUAAAAUGUUUAUAAAGACACCGCAAAUGCAUUGCGAAUGUCCUCCUUUCAAAGAAUGCGAGGUUGAAUUCCAGCCAAAUGAGGACAUGAUUGACUUUCUUCAUCUCCGUGGUGUUAUUAAUGAAACAAAAGCAGAAGAGUACAAGGAGGACUUAAAAAAAAUUAGCGAUUCUCCUGAGCCCUCCUUCAAAAAUAAGAUCUUGGAACGAAGAAGGAGAAUGAACAGACCCGAAGAUGACCAGAAAAUUGAUAAGGCACAGAAUCUAGAGGACAGAGAACAUUGCUGCUGCCCUCCACAUAGCAUAAUGUUGCCUACAUUUAUUACAGACCAAAAGUUCGACGAACUUGUGGAACGAAUUGAAGAUAGAUAUAGGAGCAACAGAAAAAACCUUCAGAAUGGUUUUUAGCGGGAAUACAGGUUUAUUAUACGGAAUUUUGGGUGUAAUUGAUUGUUGAUUUAAUUUUUGUUCUUUGAUCUUAUUCUUUGAAAAUAAACACCACACCUGUGCAAA
This is a messenger RNA of Plodia interpunctella (Indianmeal moth), 885 nucleotides long. RefSeq lists its product as uncharacterized. Lineage: Eukaryota; Metazoa; Arthropoda; Insecta; Lepidoptera; Pyralidae. Bases 214 to 780 code for a protein of 188 amino acids. The record is from RefSeq and is a predicted model, not a curated record. The transcript is spliced from 4 exons.